Messenger RNA from Thermothelomyces thermophilus ATCC 42464, 2202 nucleotides. RefSeq lists its product as uncharacterized. NCBI's taxonomy places the organism in Eukaryota, Fungi, Ascomycota, Sordariomycetes, Sordariales, Chaetomiaceae. Gene Ontology annotation, biological process: meiotic cell cycle; positive regulation of transcription by RNA polymerase II. The coding region runs from base 1 to 2202 and encodes 733 amino acids. Gene Ontology annotation, cellular component: nuclear chromosome. The transcript has 3 exons. Gene Ontology annotation, molecular function: DNA-binding transcription factor activity; DNA binding. The record is from RefSeq and is a predicted model, not a curated record.
AUGGCAGAGCUGAGGGCUGAGUCGCAACAUGGCGGCAUGUGGUCCAACUACGGAAAUCCGGUGCAGAUGACCGGCCGGUUUAACCCCCAGGACCCGUCAGUGUCGGUUGCGCCGCCAGCGUCAUCACAUCUUGUGCGUCCCAGGAGCCAUACGAUGGACUAUCCGCAGUACCAGCCGGGCCGGCCGGGACAGGAGGAGGGCGAGCCGUACGAUCGAUACCCGCACCCGUCGUUGAACAUCCCCAGCAUCAAUACGCUGAAGCGGCCCUACUCGCAGGUGGAUCAGGCUCCCUAUACCGAGAUGGUGCAGGACCUGCGGGAGGACUACAAGCCGCCGAACCAUGACCAGAAGCUCCUGUCUUUCAAGAAGGUUGGAGACAAGCAUACCAUCGUGGAUGCCAAGGGCAGGAUCCACGAGAUCGAGAUCGAAGCGCAGCUGCACGGCAUGUUCUUUCUCUCCGAGUUCCCAUCGACGACGGGCGACGGCAACGUGCUCAAUGCCGAGCUGACGUGCUACCGGCGCAACCUGUUCCAGAUCAGCGGCAGCAUCUGCUUCCCGCAGAUCCCCCUCUCGGUGCUGCUGGAGUCGGGCGAGACGAGCCAGAUCAAGAACAUGGAGGUCAGCAUCUCGGCCAUCGAAUCCGUGGACGGCCACCCGGUGCGCCUCAUUGUGAUUCCGUGGAAGACGCCGCCGCCAAACUCGCCCGAGACGAGCCAGGCGCCCGAUCAAGAGCCUCCCACGUUGCCCCUGAUCCCCCCAUCCGAGGAUGAGGAAGAGAGCGGGGGCGACCACUACGCCAUCUAUCCGAUCGGGUGGAGGAGGUUGCAGUUCAGGAUAGCGACGGCGAAUAACGGACGGAGAAAGGAGCUCCAGCAACACUUUGUCCUUCACCUCAAGCUCCACGGCACUCUGGCGAACGGGCAGAAACUGGUCCUCUCGGAGCUGACGACGGCACCCAUCGUGGUGCGGGGGAGGAGCCCGAGGAACUUCCAGGCGAGAAAGGAGAUCCCGCUCUUGGGAUCGAGCGCGGGCUCGCGGGGGCAGACGCUGGUUGAGACGGGCCACGGUAUUGUAGCGCAGGCCGUCAUCCUGAACAAGCCCCCAUACGAUUCGCGGCCGCGCCUGUCGAGUCUCGAUGUACCCCGGUCGGCCUUCACGUUUACCGCACCGAAGCAAAUGCCCCAGAGCCCGAUGCAAAUGCGAUCCAACUCCUACCCAACGGCCUGGAAUCCUCCGCCACAAGUCUCGAUGCCGCACACGCCCGGGUCAGCCAGCUACACGACGUCCACCAUGCCUCCGGACCCCUACCCCAAGAUGCCCCUAUCGGGGGCUCCCGCUUUCACGGCCGAGCCGCAAGAGAUGCCGAUGCAACCAAGCUCGAUGGGCCCGUCGGUCCAACUGCCGCUCUCGGCAUCCCACGACCCGCACCAGCACCAGCACCAGCCUCAACACCACCCACACCCUCACGCCCACGCCCACGCCCACGCCCACGCCCAGCAACAACAGCCGACCCAGCCGCCGAUCCGCACGCAAUUUGCAACCUACACGUCGGCUCCUCCGAACCACCUCUCCCUCUCGUCUACGACCGGCGGCGGCAGCACGACCUCGCCGGACAACUCGCUCGCGGUGCCGCGGCACAUCGGCGACGCCAACCCGCGGCCGUCGAAAUCGCCGCGCCACGCGAGCCACCAGUCGGUCACGUCGUCCAUCUCCAACGAGACGGCGUCGGGCGAGUACCGCUACGGCCCGCCGCCACCCCAGCCGCAGGCCGCCCCGGCGAGCGGCUACCCGGCCCCGCCGCCGGAGACGAGCCCGCAGAGCCACCACCCCGCUCUCCCGCCGCCCCCGCAGGGCACUGCGGGCGGUUACGGCGCGCCCGCGGCGGAUAACGGGGCGGGAGGAGCCAACCCGGCAGCAGCGGCAGCAGCGGCGGCGGCCGCCGCCAGGGAUUACAUCCCGGCUUCGCAAGGCUGGGCGGCGGCGGCGACGGCCCCGGGCGCCGCGGGUAGCGGGGAUCCGGCCAACCCCGGCGGGGACCGGCCGUACGGGUAUCCCGCGACGGCCGGAGGCAGUGCCGGGGGUCCUCCUCACGCGGUGAAGACGGACGGACACCCUCAUGCCGGCGCUGCGGCGGCGGCGGCGGCGGUGGGGCAGGCGGGCGCGGCGCAGGCCGGAUACGGGUACACUUGGAACGCGGCAUAG